AUGCUUCGUGUUUGGAGCUCUUCUGGGGAAGAGCUGGCCUGCAUGCCUCUGGCGCAAGUGGGAGACGUGCGAACUCUGAAGCGCCACCUUCGCUCGACAUGUGGUUUGCCCGCAUGUUUCCAGAAGCUGUUCCGCAUCCCAAGUGCAGUGAGGAAGGACUUGAAUGAUGAUCUCCUGUCUGUGUUCAAGAGCCUCGGCCAGGCUAUAGAUGUGCAACUGGUCGCAGUGACCUGCUCAGAUGAUACGAUACUGUCUCUCGAAAUUUUGGAAGCAGUGAGGAACUCUGAGUUGUCAGCUGCACGGUUGUUGUUUGAAGCUGGUGCCAAUACGGAAUGUCGCGACCCUCAUGGCAACACGCCACUCAUGUUGGCUUCUGCUAACGGCCAUAUUCAGAUGCUAUGCUUUCUCUUGGAAGCUGGCGCCAGGUUGAAUUCGCAGGAUCACAAUCAGAAGACAGCGCUCAACCUUGCAGCCGCACACGGUUAUGCUGAGAUCGUAUCCCUGCUGCUGGAGGCUGGGCUUGACAAGGAUUGGCAAGAUGUGCAUGGUACUACUCCUCUCAUUUCGGCAUGCAUCGCCCAUCAUGUGAGAGUGGUUGAGGUGCUCCUGGCAGCAAAGGCGUCCACAGACAAGAUUCAACAGCAUGGCAGCACUGCUCUCAUGUGGGCAUCUGCGAAGGGUCACACUCGGAUUGUCAGUUUGCUCUUGGAAGCCCGUGCCUCAACGGACGAGGGGGGCGUGGACAGCACUGCUCUUAUCGAUGCAGCCAUAAACGACAACAUCGACAGCGUGUACUUGCUGCUGAAUGCCCGUGAGCUACGAAUCCGCUGGCAAGAUCCGCUGGCAGAUGAGGACAGCAUCACUCAACAGGAGCGCGAGCAGUCCGGCUCCCAGGGACGCGCAGGUGCCAUCCUUAACUUCACAGACUUCCAGUCCUGCGCCCCCCGUGUGGGCCACUACAGGCUGAACCAUCCGCAGUCGGACUGGGUCAACCAGGCCGGCAACACAAAUGCCGAACCCCUGCGAAGGCAAGUGUCUCCAGACGGGUUCUGCGAAGAUGCAGUCGCGGUCGCGCUUUGCCCUGCUUCGCGCUCUGCAGUUGGAGCAGUCAAGAGCUUAAGGCCUAGCGGCCUAUUGUUUAGGGAAGUGUUUGUCAUUAGCUCACGCACUCAAUUUUUUGUAGGCUCAAUGACAGCAGGCUUUUUUUGUUGUGUAGCCCUUACACAACCCCCCCAUUCGUGA
Molecule: messenger RNA, 1242 nt
Organism: Symbiodinium necroappetens
Lineage: Eukaryota; Dinophyceae; Suessiales; Symbiodiniaceae
Source: the annotation of a GenBank genome assembly